AUGGGUUCGUUAAGCUCUCCAAUCCUCACCAACAAAGGGGUGCCAAACCUACCAUAUUUCACCCCGGCACAUGCCUCAGAUCCUGGUGCACCGUUUACCCCAUCUCCCGAUACUCCAACGCUGUUCACUCCUCUCAAGAUCCGCUCCAAAACCCUGCGCAACCGCAUCAUUGUGGCACCAAUGUGCCAAUACUCCACCGCUUCUUCGGGUCCUGACAUUGGUAAACUCACCGACUACCACAUCGCAACACUAGGCCAUUACGCUCUAAAAGGGGCAGCAUUAGUCUUCGUUGAAGCGACAGGCGUGCAACCCAAUGGACGAAUUAGCCCGUGGUGUCCUGGACUAUGGACUGACGCGCAGACCGAAGGCCUCAAGCGCGUUUCGGACUUUAUCAAGUCCCAGGGUGCUCUUUCCGGGAUUCAGCUCGCUCACGCCGGACGGAAGUCGAGUACUCUGCCGCCGUGGGUGGCGUCAUCUCUCAAGAGACCGUCACUCCGUGCGGACAAGAAUGCGGAUGGAUGGCCGGACGAUGUGGUAGGGCCGAUGGGCGGACCAGAGGAGAGCUGGGAUGGCAAAGGAUUGGCGGAAGACGGCGGCUUCUGGCCCCCGAGGCAGCUGACUGUGGAGGAGAUCCAAGACGUGGUCAAGGCAUUUGCAGACAGCGCUCGAAGAGCUGUGGAAGCCGGCAUCGACGUGAUUGAAAUCCACGCUGCGCACGGCUACCUGAUGCAUCAAUUCCUCAGCCCCAUCACGAACAGGCGCACCGACCAGUACGGCGGCAGCUUUGAGAAUCGCGCACGUAUCCUGGUUGAAGUCAUCCAAGCAGUCCGCGCACAGAUACCACAGGACAUGCCCCUGUUUCUGCGUGUCAGCUCGACCGAGUGGAUGGAGGAGACGGACCUGGGCAAGCAGCUUGGAAGCUGGGAUGUGGAAAGCACGAUCAAGCUGGCUCGUCUGCUGCCCGGGCUGGGAGUGGAUCUUCUCGAUGUCAGCAGCGGCGGGAAUCAUCCCCAGCAGCGCAUCAACAUGUUUGCCUCCAAGGACUACCAGACCAAGAUUGCCAACCAGAUCCGGCAAACAAUGAAGGCGGACAACCUGAAGUUGCUCAUUGGUGCUGUGGGCCUCAUCACAGAAGCCGAGCAGGCGCGGGAUAUUGUUGACGACAGGUCAUCGGAUAAGAGCAUCGGGGAGGAAGCCAACGCCGCAAAGGUGAUGACAGAUGCUAAAGGUGGCAAGGAACCGAUGGCAGAUGUCAUUCUCGUGGCGAGGCAAUUCAUGAGGGAGCCGGAGUGGGUGUUGAAAGUAGGUUGGAAGUUGGGAGUUGAUGUUGCCUGGCCCAACCAAUUCCUGAGAGUGAGGUUUCCAAAGCUGUAA
Fonsecaea multimorphosa CBS 102226 is the source of this 1374-nucleotide messenger RNA. RefSeq lists its product as uncharacterized. The transcript has a single exon. Gene Ontology annotation, cellular component: intracellular anatomical structure. Gene Ontology annotation, molecular function: FMN binding; NADP binding; NADPH dehydrogenase activity. Bases 1 to 1374 code for a protein of 457 amino acids. The record is from RefSeq and is a predicted model, not a curated record. NCBI's taxonomy places the organism in Eukaryota, Fungi, Ascomycota, Eurotiomycetes, Chaetothyriales, Herpotrichiellaceae.